CACACUUAACAGCCUCUGAGUGAAGAAAUUCCUUACAGACGCUCUGCUGAUUCUUCUGCUAACCAUCCUGAGAUAUGUCCCCUUGGUCACUUACUCAAGCUCCUGCAGCCUGCACUCACAAUUACCAUCUCCAAAGCCCUGCCUGCUUAGCUGGGACAUGUGGGUGAGUUCAGUCCUGCUCUCUGGGAGCCUCAUCACACACCAGUUCUCCAGCUGAACAAAGCAUCUGCUAAACCAUCCAACAACAACAACAACAACAACAAAUUACACUUGUAUAGCGGGCGCCAUUCACGUCGGAAAGCCUCUGCUCUUUCCUGCACCAUCUAUCUGCUCACUCACUCACACACACACACAACACACUUGCUGCAUUGGGAAGCCAGAAGGCAUCAGCUAGAGACAUCUCCUCACCCACCCAUCCACCCCCUCCACUCCGCACACUUGCUUUGCACCCCCUCUUGGAAGGAAACAUGGAGCCCAAGGAUAGGAGGAAAAUCCAGUUCUCCAUGCCGAUGAUUCCCAGCAAUCUGGAUCCCAGAGCGGUUGAAAUGAUCCGACGUAGAAGACCCACCCCCGCCACACUCUUCCGGGUCUCGGACACCUCCUCUCCAGAAGAGGAGACCUCGCCACGUCAGAGAUCGCCCUCCAGUGACAAUGGGCUUCCAAGACCUCGACGAGCCGCCACCACCGCCUACAAACCACCGUCAAUAAAAGCUGUUCAGCAUAUUGUCCAGUCACAGCUGAGAGCUGAGGGUCAGGGAAAAAGAUCAGCAGAUGAUGCUGGGCCCAACACCGCGGAUGAUAGCAGCCUCUCCGACUCCUCAGACUCAGACUCCUGGAUUUCUUCCCCACUGGACACAGAGGAGGAGCCGCUGACCCUGACACAAUACCCGGACAAGAGCCCUGACACUCAGCUCAGAACCGAGCUCGUACACGCUGGCUCUAGCCAGCAGCAAGAGGUGGUGCAGCACGUCUCACAGGAAGAGUCAAUGUUUAUACAACCGCAACCAUCAGUGGAGUUCAAGAGAAGUUGUUCACAACCAGAACGCCUGACAUCCGAGGAUAGGGACGGACAGCCUCAGACAGAAGCCAUAAGCAGGAGGACCUGAGGUUCAGUCUGAACAGCUCCAAGUCUCCUGUUAAUCCUCAUCUGUAGUUAACCCGAACAACAAGCUUUGUAAAUUCCAUGUUUGAAUUUGAUUGGAUUUCUCAGCCCCCCUCGUUCCUGACAUUUCUUCAGCUGCCCCAUCUAUCAUUUAUUCCUUUCUGUGCCAAGAAACAUCUGCUCUCACCCUCAUCCUCACAGCACUCCCCACCACCUUUAACCAUUUGUAAGUCAAUGAACAACAAGAACAACAACAAAUUACACUUCGUAGAGCCCUUCAUGUUUGAAAGAAGUCCCAGGGCGCUGAACAAUUGGGGGUUUUUGGACCAGAGUUGGGUUCAGGAGGGCAGGGGGUGUUGGGAGGGUGGCC
Callorhinchus milii (elephant shark) is the source of this 1472-nucleotide messenger RNA. Its product is annotated as protein phosphatase 1, regulatory (inhibitor) subunit 1B. Gene Ontology annotation, cellular component: cytoplasm. Gene Ontology annotation, biological process: intracellular signal transduction. The transcript is spliced from 8 exons. Lineage: Eukaryota; Metazoa; Chordata; Chondrichthyes; Chimaeriformes; Callorhinchidae. Bases 468 to 1106 code for a protein of 212 amino acids. The record is from RefSeq and is a predicted model, not a curated record. Gene Ontology annotation, molecular function: protein phosphatase inhibitor activity.